Molecule: messenger RNA, 3154 nt
Organism: Durio zibethinus
Lineage: Eukaryota; Viridiplantae; Streptophyta; Magnoliopsida; Malvales; Malvaceae
Source: RefSeq, a predicted model, not a curated record
ACGUUUUUUAAUGGUUAUCCAACAAGAAUAUCAUCAUCAUUGUUCCAUUGAAGCCUUUAUCAAAUCUUGGUCGGCGUUUGGUGAUCAUGCCAGCAAUUUGCUGUGGUUUGGCACCAAAUUUGUUUGGUCUCAAACCAUUAAAAUUUGUCCGGGGACUGAAAACCUAUCAUAAAUCUAGGGCAUCCAAGAAUCAAAAGGAAAUGAAAGGCUCCAGGAAGAAAAGUUCAUUUCAACCAAUAUGCAACUUCAUUCUGAUGAUGGAGCUUAGGAAAAAAAUUUUAACCUUUAGAGACAUCAUUGACCUACCACCUUGUAGCACCUCUGUUAACACAGAACAGCUGCUGAUAGCGACAAUGAAAGAUCUCCAUAACUUCUACCCUGAAAGCUUACCCCACUUCCGAGGGUUACAAUUGAAAGGAAGAGCUCUUAAUAAGCUGCUGAUCUGCUUUUGCAAGGCAUUGCAAGGCCUUGGAGACACGUCAAAGAUGUGCGAUGAGUCGAUAGACAAACAUGAAUAUGACAUAUAUGAGAAUGGGAAAUGCAAAAAUGUUGAUAAACUCGUUGAAAUUGCUGUGGCCAAACUCAAUGGCUUGAUUAAGAUAGCAAGAGAGAAAUUUGAUAUGUUGGAUGAAGAUGACGAAAACAAAGAUUUCGGUCCAAAGGCUAACACAUUUGGAAAGGUCUUAAAGGAUUCUUAUUCUGACAACAGCUCCGGCUGCCCUUCUCCAGUGACACCAACUUCAGUCCUUCCCGAGUUGAAGAAUGGUUCUCCAAAAUCUCCUUAUUCCUCGCCUCUUCUGUUGUCUCUCAGGGUUCAAUCGCUGGGGAAACUGAAUCCCAUUGAUGUGAAGCGACUCACGUUACAUAUGCUUCCAAAUGUUGGACUCCAACUUCCCAGCUGUUUGAAACAAAAUAAGAUUACCGUUGAGGAACAAAAGGAAGAUGCAAAGGGUAAUAUAUCAGUGAAAGAAGCAUCAAUUGUUGAUAAAACCAGAGAUUCUACCACUCCUAAUGAGACAUCAGAGGAUCCACUUUCUAAUUCAGACAACGCUUCUUGUGAUGGAACUACUGAUGGAAGCAAUACAGCACAACCAAAGUUCCCACCACAUGUAGCACCAACACUAUCAUCAUCACCAUCUGUGAUGCAACCUCCCAAGUUGUCGACAAACAUGGAAGUAGCUGCAGAAAAAUAUCCAGCAACACCAGCAGAAGUUUCAUCGCCACCCCCACCUUCACAGGGAGCAAAGUUGUCAACAGACAUGGAGACAGAGAUAGGACUACUUCCACCACCACCAGCACCAUCAGCAGAAGUUUUAUCGCCACCCCCACAAUCACAACCGACAAAGUUGUCAACAGAUAUGCAAGUAGACAUAAGACCACCACCACCACCACCGUUCUUGCAGCCAAAUGUAGUAUCAGGAGGAUCACCAGUGCCCCCGCUCCCACCCCCAAUUUUGCAACCAACUAUAGAAGGCGCACAACCAACAUUAGUAGCAACAGAAUCACAGUUGCCCUCACCACUUUCAACGCUGUCGCUGACAAAUACAGCCGCAACUGGAGUAACAUUGCUGCCGCCAACACCACCUCCAGCCCCAUUGAAUUCAAAUUUAGUGGCGACAGGGGCACCCCUUCCUCCACCUCCUCCACUCCCAUUGCAGUCAAAAGUAAUGGCUACCGGGGCACCACUUCAACCACCUCCUCCUAAUGUAUCCGGAAGUCCAUCAGGAAUAUCACCACCCCCACCACCCAUGAUGCUUUCAAAAGGAUCAGGAUCAUUGCCACCACCAUCGCCACCCAUGUCACAGGAGAAUGGGGCUGCUCCACCACCUCCUCCACCUGCUGCGGUGAAAUUCUUGCGCCACAAGAAAGCAAAUACUAAAUUGAAGAGAUCAAGUCAUAUGGGUAAUCUAUAUCGGGUUCUUAAGGGAAAAGUGGAAGGAUGUCCUGUGCAAGGCAAAUCAUCAAAUGGAAAAAAGAGUGGGGUUGGAAGCAGCCCCAGUGGGAAACAAGGGAUGGCUGAUGCAUUAGCAGAGAUGACAAAGAGAUCAGCUUACUUCCAACAGAUCGAAGGAGACGUUGAGACAUAUGCAAAAUCAAUCACAGAGCUCAAAACUACCAUAAGCACAUUCAAAACAAAGGACAUGACUGAGCUGCUCAGGUUCCACAAACAUGUGGAAUCCAUUCUCGAGAACUUAACAGAUGAAACUCAGGUUCUAGCAAGGUUUGAAGGCUUCCCCACAAAAAAAUUGGAAGCAUUAAGGACAGCGUCAGCACUUUACUCAAAGUUAGACUCAAUUAUUGCUGAACUACAAAACUGGAAGAUUGAGCCUCCUUUGGGACAGCUCCUUGACAAGGUCGAGCGUUACUUCAACAAGAUCAAAGGGGACAUAGAUGUCCUUGAGCGAACCAAAGAUGAAGAAUCCAAGAAAUUUAAGAGCCACAAUAUUGAUUUUGACUUCCAAAUUCUUGUACGAAUCAAAGAAGCAAUGGUUGAUGUUUCCUCCAACUGCAUAGAGUUGGCAAUGAAGGAGAGAAGAGAAGUAACGUUGGCAAACAAUGAAGGGUCCAAAACCAAACCUGAAGCACAAAGGAAGGGGUGCCCUAAAAUUCUGUGGAGAGCUUUCCAAUUCGCUUUCCGGGUUUAUACAUUUGCCGGAGGACACGAUGAUCGUGCAGACAAACUGACCCGAGAACUGGCUAACGAAAUUGAUGAUCCUCAACACCAGUAAUAAUAAUACCCAUGUAAAGCAUAGUAUAGAACAUAUACCAAAUUCAUAAUAAUAUAGCACAUAUACCAUUUCCAAUGGCUUUGUAAAUUAACGCUACUUUUGUUCGAGCCGUGAUUUUGAUGAACUAGGAAAUUAAAACUGCUUCAGGAGUUUGAAACAGGCUUUAAAGAAACCAGCAAACUCCUCCGCUUGAGAUUGUUAAAUGCUAAUGUAAUAGUAUUCUGGAUGCUGAACCUUUAGUUUUUUUUUGUGAGAAAUGAUGAUUACAGGUUACGGAUUGUCAGAUUCCAGAGAAGACAGAAGCCAAGCCAAUCCUGAGGUAGUCCUUGUCUGUUCUUUUCCGAAUUCAUGGACCACAUCCUGUCUAACGUUGACAUGAAGAUGAUGAUGAAACCAUAGAAAAUGGGGUCUCUUCCCGUGCAGAA